AUGAACUUUGCGACAGGGCAGAACCACCACGAAGACAAAGAGGUGAGCGGCGGCGGCGCCCUGCGGGCCAGCCCGGCGGCCGCCGCCGCCUCCUGCUCCGCCUCCGCCUCGCCGCCGCCGCAGCUGGCGCUGCUCGUGAUGCAGCCGUGCGGCGGCGGCGAGGAGGAGGCGGCGGCAGCGGGGGGGGUGCUGCCGCUCCCGGGCGCCGACCCGUCGCUGCCCGCCGCCGGUAGCGGCGGCCUCAUGUUCUUCUACGAGCUGGGCCCCGGCGACGGCGAGGCCGAGGCGGGCGAGGAGGGCGAGGCGGCGGCGGCGGGCGGCGAGAGCACGGCCUCCCCGGAGGAGCUGGAGGAGGAGGAAGCGGCGGCGGCGGCCGGCGGCGGCUGCAAGAGCUGCACCUACCAGGGCUGCAGCGAGACCACCACGCAGGUGGCCAAGCAGCGCAAGCCCUGGAUGUGCAAGCGGCACCGCAACAAGAUGUACAAGGACAAGUACAAGCGCAAGAAGAGCGACCAGGCCCUGGGCGGCGGCGCGGCGGCCCCGCCGCGGGCCGAGGAUUGUGUUGAAGGUUCAGUUUCUGUCACAAAACAGAGAACGGGAUCCAUUGGAGAUCGUCCAGCAAGACCUACUCUUUUAGAACAAGUAUUAAAUCAAAAGAGGCUGUCCCUUCUAAGAAGUCCAGAAGUGGUGCAGUUUCUACAGAAACAACAGCGACUACUAAGUCAACAGGCUUUGGAACAAAGGCAGCAACAGUUUCAAGGAGCUUCUGUGUAAGCAGAAAGAUUAAUGAUCUACAGAUGAGUCUUAUGCCGAAGGAGAAAUGAGAGAUGUAUUUUAUAGAAAUGCAAGAAUAUCGAUGUUAAAAAAGGAAGAUUAAAGUUGCUGCUGCUAUGUGUUUUUUUUACUUGUUUCUUGUUUGCACUUUUGAGGUUUGAGCUGCUUGUGUGUCUGCAAAUUUAUGAGCAAAUUCAAAGGAAUCUGAUUUUCCAUUCUUUUUAAAACUUCAUUUAAUGUUUUCAUAUAGAACUCUGUUUAUAUGAGUAAUGUUUAGCUGUACACCCUUUUCUACCAAAGUCUUCCACUAAAUUAACAUUUUUCUGUAAGAUUUACUCACAAGUCACUCUUUGAUGACAAUCACUGAAAAAAGUCAGUUACUUUCUGUGGAAGUUGUGAAAUAAUCCCAGAUUUAAACUAGUCCAGUAGCGUGACCUAAUAGCAGUUGCUGGGAUUUGAGAAACUUAAGUGCACUAAGAAUCUUGCACUAGAGUUUAAAGACAAAUGCCAUCCGGAAAUUGAACCAGUGACUCUUGAAAAGUGCAAAUCAGGUGAUCCCAUUGCUAUAUAUUCAUUAGCUACAAGUUGAGGUUUGAAAUGCUUCACCAUUCUGCAUAAAAAUUUGCAGAGGGCCCAGUCCGUGCAGAGCAUGUAAAGGAAUUUGUGUUUAAAAAGCUCCCAAAGGGUUAAAUGGAAAAAAAUGUUUUUGAGAAGAAUUAGAGGUGGAAAAAAUAUGCAACUGAGAGUUGGACCUUACUUUGAAUUACUGCUAAGGACCAACCUCUUAUACAUGAAAUUAUGUAAUAUAGCAUAUUUGUUUAAAAAUGAGUAACAUUUUCAUUUGUAAGUGAAUGAGUGGAAUUUUAAAACUUUUGAAUGGAAAAGAGCAAAUAUAUCUGAAAUGCAAAAUGUAAUUGUACUUUUUUUUCCUUUUUGAAGUCUUUCCCUUCUGAAAAGUAUAAUUAAGACCUUUUUUUUAAUUAAAAUAGCUGGUAUCUAAUCAGCUCAAGUGCUGGACUUCUCAGAUUUUUAGCCAGUUAAGAUGAACUUGCAAUUGAUUUGAUUAAGAAUCCAAACAUAUUUGUAGGAGUUGAAUCCCAACUUUUUUUUUUUUUU
This is a messenger RNA of Rhea pennata, 1890 nucleotides long. RefSeq names its product regulatory factor X associated protein (gene RFXAP). Gene Ontology annotation, biological process: regulation of transcription by RNA polymerase II. The record is from RefSeq and is a predicted model, not a curated record. The transcript is spliced from 4 exons. NCBI's taxonomy places the organism in Eukaryota, Metazoa, Chordata, Aves, Rheiformes, Rheidae. Gene Ontology annotation, cellular component: nucleus. Bases 1 to 774 code for a protein of 257 amino acids.